AUAUUCACUAUUCCAAACAGAGCAUGGAGAAGCACUUCAAAUUCUGCACUAUGAAGUCGGGCAGAAGUAUGAUGCUCACCAUGAUUACUUUGCAGAUGAGUUCAACAUCAAACAAGGAGGCCAAAGAAUGGCCACCCUUCUCAUGUAUCUGUCAGACGUCGAAGAAGGGGGCGAGACGGUGUUCCCAGCAGCCGAAGGCAACUUCAGCUCGUUGCCUGGGUGGAAUGAACUGUCUGAAUGUGGUAAAGGUGGACUCUCUGUAAAACCAAAGAUGGGUGAUGCAUUAUUGUUCUGGAGCAUGAGGCCUGAUAAUACCGUAGAUCCUACAAGUUUGCAUGGUGCUUGCCCUGUCAUAAGAGGGAACAAAUGGUCAUGUACAAAGUGGAUGCGUGUUAAUGAAUACUAAUUCAAAGGUAACUGCUGUAUAUCUUCUUAAUAAUUGUGUAUAGAUUAUUCACACGUGCACGCGCACACACAUAUACUUAGGACUCAGAUUAAGAUUUGGCACCUGCUGGUUUCGAUAUUUUCCUGCGUCCCCUAUGACAUGAUCACUUUACCUACUUGUUAUCGUUUCUAAGAGUGAAAGAGUGAAAGACUAUCCUCAUAAACCCACAUGGGUUCUUUCAACGUAUUUUGUUUUCACUCGUAUGCUUCUUCAGAAAAAUCCUAAGAGGUCAUCAUCCAACGUAGAAUUGUUCUAAACUAAGCAUGCUUAAUUUUGAAGUUUUUACGAUUGAGUCAUUGACAUAGGAUGUAACUUCAAUUCUUUUUCAGCUAAUGGCCUUGAUAUUUUCCUGCGUCCUUUGUGACAUGAUCACUUUACCUACUUAUUGUAACGGCCCAGAUCCACCUCUAGCAGA
Cucurbita pepo subsp. pepo (vegetable marrow) is the source of this 860-nucleotide messenger RNA. The record is from RefSeq and is a predicted model, not a curated record. NCBI's taxonomy places the organism in Eukaryota, Viridiplantae, Streptophyta, Magnoliopsida, Cucurbitales, Cucurbitaceae.